Messenger RNA from Abrus precatorius (Indian licorice), 2732 nucleotides. RefSeq names its product cysteine-rich receptor-like protein kinase 10. Gene Ontology annotation, molecular function: protein kinase activity; ATP binding; chitin binding. Lineage: Eukaryota; Viridiplantae; Streptophyta; Magnoliopsida; Fabales; Fabaceae. Gene Ontology annotation, biological process: carbohydrate metabolic process; protein phosphorylation. The record is from RefSeq and is a predicted model, not a curated record. The coding region runs from base 81 to 2456 and encodes 791 amino acids. The transcript has 7 exons.
AUCGUUGGCAGAGUAAGGUAAAUGUUUCUGAUUUCAACGAAAAUGGAAGAAAAGAGAGCGGUGGUAGCUAGUGUCAGCACAUGGCAACACAAAUAAAUAAACAUUUGUCUCCGAAGAUUGAGACACCACUUCACAUUAAUACGAUGGCUUCACAUUUCAAUGCUUUCUUCCAUUUCCUUGUCCUCCUUAUCUUCCUCCCUCUCAAUUCUCACUCUUUUGCAGAUACCCCUUCGUGGGUCAAAGCUGGUUAUUACUAUUCUGGGAACGAAAUUUCUGCUUCAGACAUAAAAGCCACGCUUUUCACUCACCUCUUAUGCGCUUUCGCUUUCAUAAAUUCCACCAACUACAACAUCUUUAUCAACUCUUCCGAAGAACACAAGUUUUUAACUUUCACCAACACAGUGAAACUCCAAAACCCAUCUGUUUCAACGCUUCUUUCCAUCUGGGGUGGCCGAGAGGACACUUUAGUCUUUUCCUCAAUGCUAAACCAAUCUGUUUAUAGAAAGUCUUUCAUUGAUUCUUCCAUCAGAAAAGCAAGGCUAUGUGGUUUUCAUGGCAUAGACCUUUAUGGGGCAUGGCCAAGACAACGAGGUUCAGACCUUGAAAAUUUUGCAGCCCUUUUGAAGGAGUGGCGUGAUGCAAUAAAUUUUGAGGCAAGAAACUCUAGCAAACCUGAGUUGAUGUUAGUGAUGGCAGGUCAUUACCUUAGAGCGUCAGACUCAAGGAGUUACCCUUUUGGUUCUAUGCAGAAGAACUUGGAUUGGGUGCAUUUUGUGGCAUAUGAUUACUAUCUUCCUAGGAAGGAGAAUUUCACGGGUUUUCAUGCAGCUUUGCAUGGUCCAUCUCGUUGGGAUAACACCGAUUCUGGUAUUAAAGAGUGGAGGAGGAGGGGGUUUUCUUCGAACAAGUUGUUGAUUGGCUUGCCUUAUCAUGGAUAUGCUUGGCAACUUGUGAACCCUAGAGGAAACAAUGAUGUUGGAGCACCUGCAUCAGGACCUGCCAUCACAAUGGAUGGUUCCAUGGGUUAUAAGUUUAUAAAGAGUUACAUUAGAAGCUUUGGAGAUGGAGCUGUUUCACGUCACAAUGCUACUUUUGAGGUGAAUCAGUUCACUGUUGCAUCCAUCACUUGGGUUAAUUUUGAUGAUGUGGAAGUAAUCAGGGCCAAAGUGUCUUAUGCAAAGGAAAAUGGACUACUUGGUUACAGCGUGUUCCAAGUGGGCAAUGACGAAAAUUGGGUCCUUUCAAGGGCAGCUCAAGAAGUAGAUGAACAUCAUCAUCAUAUGAGUAGGUUGCUGAUAAUUGUUCUGCUUACAAUUCUGAUUGUCACGCUUCUAUUGGGAAUAGUAUUUUUCUUCUAUUACAGAGGAGUAGUAGCCACUAUUACAAGAAUAGUAUAUAAGCUGAGAUAUUUAUCAGAAGCCGAAGAAGAUCUCGAAAGCAACGCUUCUGAUCUCAAAGUGUUCAGUUAUCUCACAAUUAAAGUGGCGACAAAUAACUUCUCAAAAGAUAAUAAGCUUGGAGAGGGUGGAUUUGGUGCAGUAUACAAGGGAAGAUUACGGAAGGGACAGGAAAUAGCUGUAAAAAGACUCUCAGAGACCUCUAGUCAAGGCAUUGAAGAGUUCAGAAAUGAGAUUACACUUACAGCAAGACUACAACAUGUGAACUUAGUGAGACUUCUAGGUUACUGCACAAAAAAGGAGGAGAAGAUUCUGAUCUAUGAAUACCUGCCAAACAAAAGCUUAGAUCAUUUCCUCUUUGAUCCAAGGAAAUCAAUUCUUCUAGAUUGGAACAAGCGUAUCAAUAUCAUUGAAGGGGUUACUCAAGGCCUUCUUUACCUCCAAGAGUACUCAAAUUUUACUAUUAUCCAUCGAGAUCUUAAAGCGAGUAAUGUUUUGUUAGACCAUGAGAUGAAUCCAAAGAUAUCAGAUUUUGGUAUGGCUAGGAUGUUCAGGAAAUAUGACCUUGAAGCAAACACAAGCAGGAUUGUUGGAACAUAUGGGUAUGUACCUCCUGAGUAUGUGAGAAAAGGCAUAUACUCAACAAAGUACGAUGUUUAUAGCUUUGGAGUUCUUCUCUUGCAAAUCAUAAGUGGAAAGAGGACAUCAUGUUAUUAUGGCACACAUGAAAACAUGAACCUUUUGGAAUAUGCAUAUGAACUGUGGAUAGAAGACAGAGGUGUGGAGUUUUUUGACCAAUCAUUGGAUGAUACAGCAUCACCAUGUAAAAUCAUGAGAUGCAUGCAGGUGGCCCUUUUGUGUGUUCAAGACAACUCUGCAGAUAGACCUUCCAUGUUGGAAGUUGAUUCACUGCUCAAGAAUGAAGCUGCUGCUAUUGGCACUCCCAAAAUGCCUGCUUUUUCAGCUAAAAAACAUGAAGAUGAGGAAGAAACAUCUCACAGCGGGAUCAAACUCUCUUCAAUCAAUGAUGUUACAAUUUCUCAACUGGCACCAAGAUGAUGGGUGGUAUGGAGCAGGACAUUCUAGUACUUAACUAUGAAUCGAAUCAUUUCAGGUUAAUUUUUUAUUUGACUUUGUUCCUUCGGAGCGGGAAACUAGAAACUUAGCCUUGGAACUCCAGCAGAGUAUAUAAGAUGUGGAUUAACCAGUUACAUGAUUAACUGCUAUUAUUCAAGAAUGUGAGAUGAUAUCUGAAAAUUAUAAAAUGAUUGUAUAUAUAAAUUCCAGUAAAAAAGAAUAUGAAAAUAUAUGAAAAUGGGGAAAUAUUAUUAAGCU